Molecule: messenger RNA, 5685 nt
Organism: Stegodyphus dumicola
Lineage: Eukaryota; Metazoa; Arthropoda; Arachnida; Araneae; Eresidae
Product: ankyrin repeat and IBR domain-containing protein 1-like
Biological process (GO): protein ubiquitination
Molecular function (GO): ubiquitin-protein transferase activity; zinc ion binding; protein binding
Source: RefSeq, a predicted model, not a curated record
AACACUGCAUAAGGAGUUCUAAGUUUUGUUCAAUUAAAUAAAAAUUUUGUGAUUUUGCUGUUGAAUUGUUUAUGGUGUAAGUGUGAUGAAAGUGUUCUUAAUAAUGAAGCUAAAAAGGCAAGACAAAUGGGCUAACUAGAGUGAGUGCAACUGUAGACUAAGUAGACUGUGAACUCAGAGAGAGGGUAAAAAUAUUUUAACGAACCUUUUUGGGUAAUUGUUUGGGGGGGAGAUGGAAAAUUGAGACAAACUGAUGUCCUGAAAACAUUACUUUGUUGUACAGGAGAGUAAAUACUUCCAUCAAAUAUGGGUGCGCCAGACAAACCUAUGUGUAUCUCAUAUUAAUAUAAUAAAUAAAUAUUAUUUGAAGUUAAUUUCAUUUUAAUUUGGAAAUUCCACUUCAUAAAGGCAUUAAAAGAUAACUUUGCACAAAGGUGACAGCAUUGCAUGUGUAAAUCUAGUUUAAUAAUUGUACUGUAUUUUAAUGGAAAUUAUGCUAUGUCUUUGAUAAUAAAUUGCUUCUACAAUUCUGUAUUUUAAAAAUGAGUGCUAGCAAAAUACAUUUUAGUCUUUUGUAUAUUUUUCAAGGCACAUGUUCUCGUGAAGGUUGUAAAAGACCUAGAGCUCGCAAUUGCAGAACUGGAGAAAUACAUGAAUUUUGUUCCCUGACAUGCAAGCACUGGGAAAUUAUAAAACCUCCUGAUUCUAAAACUUUUGAAGCUGGCAUAGAUCCUGCUAUGGACAUGCUUAUUGCUCUUGAAAUGUCUAAAUUGCAGCUGCUAGAAAAAUGCAGUGAAUAUUCAAAUGGAGACGAAAGUGCAGUGGAUGCUACAUUUGGGAAUUCUGCUGAGUUUACUGAACAAGAAGGGAUAUCUGAAUCUACAAAUUUGGAAACUUCUGAGAAAUCUGCAAAUUUUUCUGCAGAAUUUGGACUUGAACAAAAUUCAGAUGUUCACCAUGAUUCGGUGCAUGAACAUGUCUCUGAUUCAUAUUCAGAUAUAAAAGAUGUAGAAUUGGUUGAGUAUGAUUCACAGAAAAGUGCAAUAAAUUUUUAUUUAAAAAAUUCAUGCUGUGAUGAUUCUAAAAACAUUAAUGUAAAUUCUGAUAUUAAUGAUUCUAAAACAGAAAAGGAACUGUUCAAAAUGCUGCAAAGGACAGCCGAAAAUGAAAACGAAAAUUUCACGUGUAAAACCAAAGAAGAGACACAUUGCAACUGACUUUAAACAGCUUUUAUCCUGUUUUAUAACCAGUUUAUCAAAAGAAGCAAAAUUUGUUAUGUAUUUCCCAACUUUACAAAAAUCAAUUUGUUUGCAUUUCAUGUUCAAAGUAUUUUUUUCAUGAUCAAGUCACUGUAGUAUUAUUAAUUUUUAUUUUACUGUAUUAAAUGUAGUAUAUUUUUAUUGGAUUAUUGUUACUUGAUUAUGAAAAAUAAGUUAUGGCAAUAACUAUUGUGUUGUAUUUUAGAUUAAAAGAAAUGUGAUUUUAUAGUUUAGAGUAAAAAAGAUAUGAUAAAAAUUGAGAGACCUAAUAUUAAAAUCUUAUGCAUAUGAAAUGUUAAGUAAUUAAAUUACAUUGCAAAAUUUAAAAAAAAUAUAUUUUAAAAUUUAAAAAUCAUUAAAUAUUAAAAUUUUGAGGGGUUAUUUAUUUAAAUUUUUUAGUUCGUUCUGGGAACAGUGUGCCAGAAUAUGUUUCAUGCUACUUAAAACAUGAAAUUUCAGAUGCAUUUUUUUUUUUUUUUUUUUUUUUAAUUAGAAGUGAUAAAGGACAGCUUAAUACAUUUGAAUGCUCUAGGCCUGUCUUGCUGAAAUUUCUGUUAUAUUUAUUUUACUUACAUUUCAAUUAUUCCUACACAUUUACCUGUUAGAUCAACUUUUAAUAACUUUGAUAUGCGUAUAUUUGUAAAUAGAUUUCACUUUAGAUUUUCCUGUUUGUUUGCAAUGUAAAAUUGUAGUAAAUAGAUUUAUUUCACUGUAGAUAUUUCUAUGUUAUUCACAAUUUAAAAUUGAAAGUAUCUCUAAGCUUCUCCCUAAAAUAGAGCACUGCCAAAAAUUAAAAAAUAUUAUGUAAGUGUAUAAUUUUUCAAAGUUAUUACUCUCUCUCUCUCUCGCUAUUGAGCAGAGAGGUUCAACUUUUAAAUUUAUAGUAGAACAUGAUGCAUAUGCAAGCUUUUUUAAAAAUAAAUAUGCUGAUUUUAAUUCAAACUGUUAAUGUAUGUUAUUUUUUAAUGCUCAGCAGAAUUAUUUGUAUUGAUGUUUUAUGUUUGUAUUGAUUUGUUCUCAAAAGAAACUAAUACAUAACAUAUCUUUAAAACUUAAAAAAAAAUAUUUAAGUGAACAUAAAUAUUUAUUUUAUUAUAUAAAGCACAAGAAUAUGAAAGCUACAAGAGAUGUCUGCUUGUUUUUAUUGUAUUCAAAGAUAACUGUGUAAUUUUUUAUAAAUCAUUUUUUGAGGAAAAUUUUGAUAGCAAAUGAUUAAUACAAAUUGCACCUCCUAAGUAUGCCAAAUCUCAAUUUUUUUUACAGUUUUAUUUAUCAAUAAUUGUUUUAUAUAAUGUUGCCAACUUUUAUAUACAGUGUUUUAAAGGAAUCAAUAGAAUUUUUCUGAGUACUUUGAUAUAUGAAAAAUUUGUACUUUUCUAAUAUGUAAAUGUUGUUAAUAAUUUGUUAAAAUAUAUUACUAUGAAUUUAUAGCACAUUCAUGAACAGAAGAAAUUACUAUAAACAUUUCUUGUUUUUUUCUAAUUCCUAAAAUUUUAAAUUAUAAGAAGAAUUAGAAUAUUGUUUUUCAUGUAGAAACAGUAUUUUUGAUAGCUGUUCCAUUUUUUCAACAUUUUUAGUCUCUAUUUGAUUUUAUAAAUCAUCGAUCUGAUUGUUAUUGGUUUAAGCGAAUGAAUUUUUGUUUCUGUUAUAUGAUUAAUUGGUGACACUCCCAUUUUUCAGCAUUAGAUUAUUUAUAUUUAAUUUUAUAGAUCAUUAUAUGUGAUUAUUAUUGGUUUAAGCAUUUUUUCUGUUAUGUGAUUGGUUUCCAUAAACUUUUUGUUCACACCAAAAAUUUUUUUAAAAAGUAAUAAUAAUAAUUUGUGAUAUCAAUCCUAUGUAGAACUCAUAAAUAAUGCUAAUGCAGUUUUUUUAGCAAUCUAAUUUUGUUAUUUUGAGGAUUAAAACAUAUCUCCUAUAUGAUAUGCAUUUUACAUUGGUCUGCUAAUCAUGUUUUUAUACCAUUACACUUAUUUACAUAUAAAUUUUAAAGCAGACUUUUCCUUUUCCUACAUUUUUAGGAGACAAAUACAGAUAAGAAAUCUUCUAAGAUGCUGUUUUAUAGCAUAUAAUGUGUAGAUUAAUUUUGAAAAAACAAAUCCAGCAGUUCUAGUCCUCUGCUAUAUAUUGCAUAAUAAUUUUAUAAUUUUUAACCCUUCUGCUGCAAAGGUUUCAUUAAGAAACUCCAAGUUUCCAAACAUUGCAAUGAGAAAGAGGCACUUUGAAUGCCAAAAUGCCCUUGGUACUUCAUACCUGGAUUUAUAUACUUUUAAUAUAAUGCCUUAAUUUUUAGGACAUAUUUUAAGAUGUAUGAAUAUAUCAUUUCUUAAAGAUGUUAUCAAAAGUACUCUUUAAGUUGUAUAUACUGGUCAGAAGGUUAAUAUGUAUAUUAUUUCAGAAUUUUACAUAUUUCAUAAAGAGUAUAUUUUCAAGGCAUUUUUAUUAGAAAUAUUUGUCUUGUAGUAUGUUAGAUGAAUAAUAUUUGUUCCAUGUUAGAAAAUUAUUGCAUGUUACUGUUCAAAAUUUGAUAUUAACACGUUAAGUAUUCCCAAGUAACGAGAUGUAGAUUCAAAAGAUUUGUAUGAGUAAAUGCUAACAUUAAAUUUUUAUUUCUGCUUAAAAUUUUAAAUAAAAAUAGCUGUUAAAAUACGGUCCUCUGUAAAGCUGUUAAAAUUUUCAAAAUACACAAUUCUUUAUGCCAAUUGAAGAUUGUAAGUUAUAAUAGAUUGAAAUAAACAAUUUGCUUUAUUACAAUUAUAAAACUGUAAUAGUAAUAAAACAACUUAUUUAUUUCAAUAUGUUAUAUAAAAUAAGUGCUAGGAAAUAUAUUUCAGUAUUUUCUUUAGCAUUUGAUUUUUAAAUUAAAAAUACAAAUGACAAUUAUUUGAAAAUCAAUUACUUUUCAUCAACAGUGAUCAUGUAAGCUUUGAAGUUGAUACAGUUUUCUCUAGGAGAUCAUGUAAGUUCAGGUGAUUGCCAACUGUUAGCUUUCAGGCCAUGUGCAAUUGAUUUUUUUUUUUUUUUUUUUUUGCUUGCUUAGCAAAAUUUAUUUUUAUUGAUUUUAUUGUAUAUUUUCAUCAUUCUAAUUACAUAGGGCUAUCUUCAUUCAAAAAUUAUUUGAAAUUACUGCUGUAAGAAUCUUGGAAGGAAAAGGAAACUGGUCCAGACAUAUUUCUAAAAGUUUGGUGAGCCUCUAAGAUACAAUUUGGUCAUUUUGAGGGAAGAGAAGUAGGCUGCCACUAAAGUAAGUUAAUCUAGAGUUUACAAAAAAUAUUUAGAUUAUUUUUAAUGCUUAAGAAACAUAUUGCUGAAAAUUCUAUUUCAUAUAGAAAGAAAUACACCCAUAAAAUAGCUUAACAAUUUUACAUAGGAAAAAUUCUUUAUGAAAAAAAUUUAUUAGUGAGGAUGUAAGAUAAUGUAUAUAAAACAGAUAUUUAAAGUUCUAGGAGUCAGUUCAGAGGAAGACUGAGGUUUUGACAUAAUCACAAUUGUUAUCAUGUUGUCUAAUAUAACAAAAUCAAUAAUCACUGAAUUGAUGUAGAUAUAAAGAUACUUAUAUUUUUGUUAAAUUAGCAUUUAGUGUUUAUUAUGUAUGUGAUAUUAAGCAAUAUUUUGACCCAAACAUAAAAUCUCCGUAUCUUUCCACUGAUUUCAUACAUUAUUAUUUUGAGGAAGAUUAAAUUUUAUGCAUAUAUUUUUAGCAUAAUCUAUUAUCUUAAUAAUUUAGUUGAGUAAAUUUUUUAAAAUUGUGACAUCUGUUUAGGUUUUGACUGUAGUAAUAAAUUUAUAGUUUCAGAAAUAUUUUAUUUCUAUAUUUUAAUAAUUAAAUAGCCAUUGGGCAUUUGUUUUAAAUAUGACUUUUGAAAGCAAGUUUACUUUUUCAAAUUAAUGACAUAUCCAAAGUAAAAUAUGUUUUAGGUGAGAAGAAGUAGAUCAAAUGAUAUGCUGAAAAAUAUGUAAAUUCUUCCCUUUCCUUUCCAUAUCUUGACUUCAUCAUAUUGAUGUGAUUAGUGUUGGAACAAAUGUGCUGCAGUGAAGAUAUGUGUUUCUGCAUGUGGCUGUUUAAUGUUAUGAAUUUUUCUAUAGUUCUGUUUUAAAUCUCAAAUAUUGAAUUGAAAGAUGUGAAAAAAUAUUAUAUAAUUAUCAAAUUAAGCUGCAACUUAUUUAUUUAAGAUUAUGGCCUUUUCCUUGCAACCAUUGUUGUUAAUUGUAAAUAUGAAUGUUUGUAACAUUAUGCUGUUUUUCUUGUCUACUUUUGUAGGAUUAUGACAUAGCACCCUGAUUGUGGAAUUAUUUGUUGUCUUAUUUUUUAAAUGAAUUAAAGGAUAAAUUUACUGUUCCAUUUUCUAGUCUGAAGGUCUUCCUAAAGCAGCUACAAUUUCAGUUCUGUAUUUUGCUGAAUAAAUGUUGUUUGUUGUUUAUAUUCUAA